Messenger RNA from Neltuma alba, 426 nucleotides. RefSeq names its product receptor-like protein kinase. NCBI's taxonomy places the organism in Eukaryota, Viridiplantae, Streptophyta, Magnoliopsida, Fabales, Fabaceae. The record is from RefSeq and is a predicted model, not a curated record. The transcript has 3 exons. The coding region runs from base 1 to 426 and encodes 141 amino acids.
AUGGAGCCUCGUAUUGCUGAUUUUGGUACUGCCAAACUUUCAUUUCAAUCUUUUACAACGCCAUCCUCAUCUAUUCUAGGCACACCAGGGACCAAAAAGCUAUAUGCAACAUCAAUCACUAGGGAGUUUGAUGUGCACAGUUAUGAGAUAGUUUUGCUUCAGCUGAUAACCAGGAAGAAGGCAAUAGACUCAUCGUUUAUGGGGGGAACUGAGAUAGGGGUUUGGGUCGGUCUGGGGGAGGAGACAGGAGAUAUUCAUAAAAUUGUUAAUUCAAGCCUUGCAGAGGAGGUUUUGAAUUCAAAUUCCAAUGUACUCAAACAGGUCACUGAAGUGCUUUCCUUGGCUUUGAGCUGCACCGAGGAGAUAUUCAAAGAACCAUUUUGGGAAAAGAAAGGGACUACCCACCAUGACCUAUCAGUAGCUUGA